Antechinus flavipes (yellow-footed antechinus) is the source of this 8334-nucleotide messenger RNA. Its product is annotated as zinc finger protein 420-like. NCBI's taxonomy places the organism in Eukaryota, Metazoa, Chordata, Mammalia, Dasyuromorphia, Dasyuridae. Gene Ontology annotation, molecular function: RNA polymerase II transcription regulatory region sequence-specific DNA binding; DNA-binding transcription factor activity, RNA polymerase II-specific. The transcript has 6 exons. The record is from RefSeq and is a predicted model, not a curated record. Gene Ontology annotation, cellular component: nucleus. The coding region runs from base 5436 to 7928 and encodes 830 amino acids. Gene Ontology annotation, biological process: regulation of transcription by RNA polymerase II.
ACCUUUUGUUCCAAAUUUUCCCCUCCUUCCCCUUACCCCCUUCCCUAGAUGGCAGGUUGUCCAAUAUAUGUUACAUAUGUUGAAAUACAUGUUAGAUCCAAUAUAUGUAUACAUAUUUAUACAGUUAUUUUGCUGCACAAGAAAAAUUGGCUCAAAAAGGAAAAAAAAAACUGGGAAAGAAAAUAAAAUGCAAGCAAAUAACAACAGAGAGAGUGAGAAUGCUAUGUUGUGAUCCACACUCAGCUCCCACAGGCCUCUCUCUGGGUAUCCAUCUCUCUUCAUCACUGAGCAAGUGGAACUAGUUGGAAUCCUCUCAUUGUUGAAGAGAGCCACAUCCAUCAGAAUUGACCAUUGUAUAAUCUUGUUUUUGCCAUGUAUAAUGAUCUUCUGGUUCUGUUCAUUUCACUCAGCAUCAGUUCAUGUAAGUCUCUCCAGCCCUCUCUGUAUUCAUCCUGAUCAUCAUUUCUUAUAGAAUAAUAAUAUUUAAUAACAUUUAUAUACUAUAAUUUAUUCAGCCAUUCUCCAAUUGUUGGGCAUCCAUUCAAUUUCCACUUUCUUGCCACUACAAAAAGGGCUGCCACAAACAUUUUUGCACAUGGUAGUCUGUUUCCCUUCUUUAAGAUCUCCUUGGUAUAUAAGCCCAGUAGUAACACUGCUGGAUCAAAGGGUAGGCACAGUCUGAUAACUUUUUGAGCAUAGUUCCAAAUUGCUCUCCAGAAUGGUUGGAUCCAUUCACAACUCUACCAGCAAUGUAUCAGAGUCCCAGUUUCCUCAUCCUCUCCAACAUUUGUCAUUAUCUUUUCCUGUCAUUUUAGCCAAUCUCAUAGGUGUGUAGUGGUAUCUCAGAGUUGUCUUCAUUUCCAUUUCUUUGAUCAAUAGUGAUUUGGAGCAUAUUUUUGUGUGACUACAUGUAGCUUCAAUUCCUUCAUCUGAAAAUUCCAUUCAUAUCCUUUGAUCAUUUAUCAAUUGGAGAAUGGCUUGAACUAUUAUAAAUUUGAGUCAGUUCUCUAUAUAUUUUAGAAAUGACUUUAUCAGAUCCUUUGGAUGUAAAAGUGUUUUCCCAAUUUAUUGCUUCUCUUCUAAUCUUGUCUGCAUUAGUUUUGUUUGUACAAAACCUUUUUAACUUAAUAUAAUCAAAAUUAUCUAUUUUGUGAUGGAUAAUGAUCUCUAGUUCUUUGAUCACAAAUUCCUUCCUUCUCCACAAAUCUGAGCGGUAAACUAUCCUAUGUUCUAAUUUAUUUAUAAUAUUAUUCUUUAUGUCUAGAUCAUGAACUCAUUUCGACCUUAUUUUAGUAUACAGUGUUGGUGUGGGUCUAUAACAUAUACUUUCUCUAUAGUGUCUGUGUAUAUAUAUAGUAGAAAGCAAUAAAGCAUAAAUGAAAAAGGCUAUGGGUGUGGCUUGAAUGCCAUGCUGAGCAUUUUGUAUUUGAUCAUGGAGGCAAUAUAGAAACACUGGAAUUUAUUGAGUUAAGGAUGUGAGAUUAAAUUAAUAUUAGCAAAUCACUAAAGCAGUAGUGGUUUUGGUCCCAGGACUCCUUUCCAUUGCUAAAAACUAUUGAGGAUCCCAAAGGGUUUUUAUUUAUGUGAGUUAUAUUUAUAUUUAUCAUUUACAAAAUCUUUUAAAAAAUUAAAUCAUUGAAAAUAAUUUAUAUGCUAACAUAAAUAACAUUUUCAUGAAAGAUAUGAAAGAAUAUGAAUAAAUAUAAGAAUAUUCCCAAAGUAUAAGUUUUAUUGAAUACAGGUGCAUACACACAGAGACAUAGAACAAUUUCUACCUAAAAUGGAACCAUAUAGACAAAGCAGUUCCCUAAUUAACUUAGUCCUUCCUCAAAACCCACAGCACUCCCUUUUCCAAAUGCUACAAUUACAGCAUAUGACUUAGACUUUUAAUUUUCUGAGACAGUAAUGACACUUUGGCAAGAAUCCACUCUUCAUCUUCUCAUUUACAGAGAAAGAGUUCAGUAACACAGAAAGAUACUUGCUCAGGCUAGAUCCUUUUUGGAGGCCCCCAAUUCCAUCAUUUUCCUGCUCUCCACAUCCAGCCAAUUGAGCAGCCUUGUCCAGUCUGUCUCCUUCACACCCUUUUCUUCAUUCACAUAAGGCCACCCUACUGCACAGUCUAUUGUAAUCGUCUCCUUGUUGGUGUCCUGCUUCCAGUUUCUUUUUGCUCUACUCCAUUCUUCCAUAGGGGCCAAAGUAAUCUCCUUAAGUGCACAGCUGAGCUUUCUCAGCCUUCAGGGGAUCCCUGAAUCUCUGCCAUGGGCAGCUCUUUGACUCCAGCCUCUCCUUCCAGAUUUCUUUCAUGCUGCAGUUUCCUUCAGGCAAUCCAUGGUCUCUUCCUCCAGCAGGACAUUUCUUUCCCACCUCACCUCUACUUCAUGGCCUCCCCCCAUAGGAGAGAGAAUGCUGACUGAGAAUCCCUGGCCUUCUCCUCCGCUCAGAUGCCUUCUGCCCAGCUCUUUCCAGGACCCCUUGAGCCCUAAACUUACCUUUGGUCUCCUCUGGACGUUGCCUUGUGUACCUACUUAUAAGCUGGUGUUCUUUCAUAAGGACCUGAGCUCUGUGAGGGCUCGGACUAUUUGUGUCUUUUCUUUGUGUAAUUCUAUUACAGUAGACAGGAAGUUGAAAGCCUAGGGGCCAUAUCAUGGUACCCUUUCCUUCUGCUUAGGGGGGUUUAUACUAGAUUGGAGUACAAUCAUCAUCACCUCAACCCCCACGGGGGAAAAUCCCUACAUUUUGGCAGAGGUUGGCCCUUCUGCCUAAUUUGCAUUUAUAUCCAUCUUUAAUAAUUCCUCACUUCUGUGGUUCCCAGGAACCAGACCGUUGACAGGCUGCAGAAGAAGCGGGGGAAGGAACAGAAUUUUCUUGGUACUUCGUUAGCCUCCGAAGGGGUGGGUGCUGCUGGUGGGCUCUGUCUUCUGCCUGGAGAUCCCUCUAUGACCUCCCUCGGGUCUUCUUCCUUGACCCCACGUCACUGCCGCUUUUGCCUUAGAGCCAAACCAGCUCUAUUUCUAAGCUAGCUCUAGAACCUUGGGCAAAAGCUUCCUGGGGCGUGGCCAAGCUCUGAGCCAAUCAAAACAGGCUUCCUGCCGCCCCUAGUUCUGAUGGAUUCAAACAAGAAGGGUUCGAAUCUCACUACUUCGUUCUUAAGUUAAUGUUGCUCUUUCCAACGGACCAAGAAGCCCUUGGAACAAAUAUAUAGUCAGAUCAUCAGCCAUGAGGUGUGUGUGUUUGUGUGGUCUCCGCGUGCAGCCCGAAUCCAUCACCUCUCCCUCAAGGGGUGACCGACAGGCUCCGCCCCGGAACGCGGAGUCCUUCAGUUCCUUUGUAAGCUUCACCUCUCUCCCGCUGCCUCAUUCCGCACAAACGGCCCCAGACUCCCUAACUCGCAGUAGCACCGCCCCCCCCCGCACCCCCUCGCAGCCUCUGGGCGAAGGCCGGGCAGCUGGGGGCACGUCAGGGAGGCCAGGUUGGGCUCUGGGGGGCGGACAUUAGCCAGCUCUGGCCCGUCUCUCUGAGCCGAGCAUUUUCCAGCCUUGUGUCGUUUAGGUUUCUUCCUAGAAACCCCCUCCUCAAAUAAUACGUUUUUAAUGAAAAUGAAGAGAAUAAAACAGCAAAACGGACGCGCCAAGUAUGAAAAUGUGUGCGGUGUGCAUUGCCCGGCCCUCCCCGCGCCGCGCGGAGCCCUUAUGGAGGCUUCCCCUAUGCACGGCACUGGGCCCGGCGCUCUCCGGGAGGGGCUCAGCAGCGUGACAAGUGUCUCGUCGGUUUUUUGGCUGGACCCCCCGGAGAGGGCCCAAGACUCUUGGUGCCUUCCUUUCCUUGGGCCCCGCUGGCGCGUCCAGAGUCCCCAGGAGCAAGCGGCGCUGACGCCGCAACUCCCCGCAGGGGGGGAGGGGGAGCUUCACCGAGACUCAGUCCACCUUGCCCAGAUCGGCUAAGUGGGCUCUGCACAUGCGCAGCACUGAACCGGGGCGGCGGACUCCAUUUCCCAGAAGGCCUGACGGGCGCGUCCUUCGUCUCCUGCAGGGUUCCGACGCGGCGUGUGAGAGGAGCGGGGGGAGGAAAAGGGGAGGAGGGAGGAGGGAAAAGAGAAGAGGACUCCGUCAUUUCCGCUACGUCAGGGCCUCGUCAUCCUGUGCGUUUUCGUUGUCGCCGGUUCCGUUGGGCCGCGGAACCCGAAUCCAGAGUAAGCUACGGCCGACCGGAGCUUUCAGAGAGGGGGAGAGGAACAGGGUUGGCCGUGAGUGCGCAGUCCGAGCUCGAAAGCCCCGCCCCCUAGGCCAGCGUGCGCGCCCAUUGGUCAGCGCCCCUUAUUCUCCCCGCCCACUGGGCGUCUCCGCGGCGUUCCCACACCUACCGGGACACCCCUUGGUCCCCCAGGAUCCCCACUGUCUUAGCGGGCCGUGCGCUCCCCUUAACGCAGGUUCAAGACCCAGAGUAUCCUGGCUGAGGUUUGGAGUCAGGCCUCGGAGGUCCCCUUGGAGGAACGCCUCCUGUCCCUCCCCCUCCAUCUCAUGAACUGUCCCAGGUCGUGCCCCCCUGGUGUCUGUUCCCCCCACCUCCACCCCAGUCCUGGCUCGGCCACGCCCCCUUAUUACAGGUAGCCCUGAGGCUCCGGCCUGCCCCCCCAAGCCCGGGGUCCUGCUGCUCUGAGGGACCCCCCCAGACCACGUGACCACUCUCUGGGGUCUGAUUGUGAAUCCGCCCCUCACUGGUUGGGGGGUACGUGGGAGCCCUCCCAGCCCCCCCGUGACCUCCCAGGUUUGGGGCCCUCCCCACACCCCCAGAGUCCCUGGCCCUAGGACUAGGUGAGGCCUUAAGCGCCCCGGGGGACCUCCGCCCUUCCUCUUUCUUCAUUCCUGCUUUCCCGGGGAGUCCCCGAGGGCAGGCGCGGAGCCAGUGAGCGUGGAGAGAUGGAUGGGCUGGGGGGCGCUGGGGGGAGGGGAGCACCACCGUGUGGGGAAGAAUACAGAGCCUGCCCCUGUGGGGGCUCCCUGCUCCGCUAGGGGGCUCCAUGUUCCUGGUGGGCUCCAGGCUCCUGGGGGGACUCGGGUCUGCCCCGUGGGACCCCAUCCUCUCCUUCUGUCUGGACCUUUUCUGUCUCGGGCAGGGAAUCUCUCCGUAUCCCCCCCAGACCCUUCCUUACAGCCUGGCAGACCCUCCCCAGGCCCCCGGGGUUUGCCUUUUUGUGGACUUGUGCCCUUUGGGCUCCUUUGACCCCGCUCAGUGUGGAGGAGCUCCGUUUGUCUCCAUCUUUUUCUGGCCCCGACGUUCCUGCUGGGAACCCCUCGGCCGACCUCGGGGUCCCUGAAUCCAGGGGUCCGGGAGGGCGGGGCCUGGCCUGCCCUUCUCAGCCCGUCCUUUUCCUCCGCAGGCCGGCCUUGGCCCAAUUCCACCUUUCCGGAAGUUGAGGGCGGCCCGAGGAAGGUGGGAUGGCUGCCAAGCCCCCAGCACGCGGGGCCUGUCGGGGCUCCGUGACCUUCCGGGACGUGGCCGUGGACUUUUCCCGGGAGGAGUGGGGGCAGCUGGGCCCGGGCCAGAAGGAGCUGUACCGGGAGGUGAUGCUGGAGAACUACCGGAACCUGGUGGGCCUGGGGCUUGCUGUCUCCAGUGCCCACGUGGUCUGCCAGCUGGAGCGAGGGGAAGGACCGUGGGUGCCCGAGGGAGACGCCCCAGGAAGCAGCCGAGCAGUUUUGGAAACUAGACUUGCAACCAAGGAGUCAGCCUCACAUCCGAGACUUCUGUCACAAGAAUCAUCUCAGGAAAGACUAGAAAGGGAUCAUCCCUGUGACUUCAAUUGGAGAGAAACUCGCAAAUGUGGUGCUAGUUUUGAGAGGCAGCAGAACAAGGAGAAGAAUGCCCCUAGAUAUGACAUACAUACAGAGACCAAGUGUAAUGAAUAUGGGAAACCCUUUAAUUACAUAUCAGAACUCAUAGAAUAUAAUAUGCCAGCUCAUACUAGAGAGAAAUGUUAUGAGUAUAAGGAAUAUGGGAAGGCCUUUUCCAGGAACUUACAGUUUAUUGAAAGUAAGAAAAUUCAUCCUGGAGAGAAGCUUUGUGAAUGUAAAUUAUGUGGGAAGGCCUUCUGCCACUGCUCAAAGCUUGAUCAACAUCAGGUGCUUCAUACUAGAGAAAAAGCUUAUGUAUGCAAUGGCUAUGAGAAAGGCUUCCACCAGAGAUCAGCACUUAUUCAACAUCAAACUAUUCGUUCAGGAGAAAGACCUUUGGAAUACAGUGAAUCUGGGAAAAUCUUCGGUUCAGGGUUCACAGGACAUCAACGAAAUCACACUGGAGAGAAGCCUUAUGAAUGUAUUGACUGUGGGAAGACUUUCCAUCAUAGAACAGGACUUACUGAACAUCAGAGAAUUCAUAGUGGGGAGAGAGCUUAUGAAUGUUAUGAAUGUGGGAAAGCUUUCUGCCAGAAACCAGGACUUAUUCAGCAUCAGAGGAUUCAUACUGGAGAGAAACCUUAUGAGUGUAAGGAAUGUGGAAAGGCCUUCUGUAGGAAUUCACAGCUUACUGAACAUAAGAGAAUUCAUACUGGAGAGAAACCUUAUGAAUGCGGUGAAUGUGGAAAGGUCUUCCGACAGCGCUCAAAGCUUACUAGACAUCAGAUAAUUCAUACCAGAGAGAAAAUUUAUAUAUGUAGUGACUGUGGGAAAGCCUUCCACCAGAGUUCAGCACUUAUUCAGCAUCAAACAAUUCAUACUGGAGAAAAACCUUAUGAAUGUAAUGAAUGUGGGAAGGCCUUUAGCUUGAGCACACGAUUAUUUAUACAUCAGCGAAUUCAUACUGGAGAGAAACCUUAUGAAUGUAGGAACUGUGGGAAAACCUUUCAUCAUAGAACAGGACUUACUGAACAUCAGAGAAUUCAUACUGGAGAGAGAGCUUAUGAAUGUUAUGAAUGUGGGAAAGCCUUCUGCCAGAGAGCAGGACUUACUCAGCAUCAGAGAAUUCAUACCAGAGAGAAACCCUAUGAGUGUAAGGAAUGUGGGAAGACUUUUUGCCAGAGAAUAGGACUUACCCAACAUGAGAGAAUUCAUACUGGAGAAAAACCUUAUGAAUGUAAUGAAUGUGGGAAAGCCUUCCGAGUGAGAACACAGCUUACUCAACAUCAAAUUAUUCAUACUGGAGAAAAACCUUAUGAAUGUAAUGAAUGUGGGAAGACUUUCUGCCAGAGCUCACAGCUUACUAGACAUCAGAUAAUUCAUACUGGAGAAAAACCAUAUGAAUGCAAUGAAUGUGGGAAGGCUUUUCGAAGAAGUGCUGGGCUUAAUCGACAUCAAACAAUUCAUACUGGAGAAAAGCCUUUUGAAUGUAAAGAAUGUGGAAAGGCCUUUAGGCUUAGCACAGCAUUGACAGAACAUCAGAGAAUUCACACUGGAGAAAAACCUUUUGAAUGUAAUGAAUGUGGAAAAGCCUUUCGUCUGAGCAUAGGACUUACUGAGCAUCAGAGAAAUCACACAGGAGAGAAACCGUAUGAAUGCCGUGAAUGUGGGAAGGCCUUCAGUCAGAGUACACAACUUAAUCGACAUCAGAGAAUUCAUACUGGAGAGAAACCAUAUGAAUGUAAUGAAUGUGGGAAGGCUUUUGGCCAAAGAUCACAUCUUACUCAACAUCAGACAGUUCAUACUGGGGAGAAGCCUUAUGAAUGUAAUGAAUGUGGGAAAGCUUUUAGUCGAAGUACAGGGCUUACAGGACAUCUGAGAAUUCACACUGGAGAGAAACCUUAUGAGUGCAGUGAAUGUGGAAAGACCUUUCGCCUAAAGACAGGACUUGCUGAACAUCAGCGAAUUCACACUGGAGAGAAACCGUAUCAGUGUAAUGAAUGUGGGAAUAACUUUCGCCUGAGCAAACAGCUUACUCAGCAUUACAGAAUUCAUACUGGAGAGACACCUCAUGAAGACCUUGAAUUUUCUCUGUAAUGCUCCUGCUCUGGUUCCUGGACUUGCACACAAUCCCAGGAGAAGCCAGCCAAGGGAAGGCGGUAUAAAGAAAGUCACACCUGGAGAGAAGUUGGGAGCAAAGAGCACCGCCAUUCCAAAAGUGGGAGCCAGUGUGGAGGGAAUAACUAGUUUUCCUAAGUCAGUACUCUGCACACUACACAGCUACCAGCCAAACACCAACAGGUGUUAAAGAGAGACUUGCCUGAGGAAUUUUUUAACUUUUAAAAACUUUUCCUCAAUUUAGAAUCAUAAUGUUUUAAUCCCUUCUCCCUGCUAUUCUGGAGCCUAUAAUUUUUUCUUUUUUCCUUUUUAAAAUAAUUUUAUGCCUGAAUUUGUUUUGAUGGAUUGAUUUUGGAGUUUAAUAAACUUUUCUUUUUAUAAAGUA